Molecule: messenger RNA, 1722 nt
Organism: Sinocyclocheilus anshuiensis
Lineage: Eukaryota; Metazoa; Chordata; Actinopteri; Cypriniformes; Cyprinidae
Gene: smtnl1
Product: smoothelin-like 1
Exons: 5
Coding region: 245-1495 (416 amino acids)
Molecular function (GO): protein binding
Source: RefSeq, a predicted model, not a curated record
CUGAGCCAGUGUUACCAGUGUUACACUAUUUCUGGAGCGUGUGUUGUUUAAAAGGUCAGACAGAGACAGAAGGGGGUGGAGGGGGGUAGGGAAAAAAGGAAGAAGAGAGCGAGAGAGACCAAGGAAAUCAGAAGAAAGACAGAGGUGAAGAAGGAAGAAGACAGUAUUGUCUGUCUGUCAGUUCAGUGAUUACUUUAGUUAGAGUGGAGAUUCAUUCCGUUUUUGAACAGACGACUCUGGACACAUGGAGGAUUCAGAGAAUAUCGCUGUGACCAAUGAAACAAAGGUAAUGAGUGACCAGGAUGCCAAACAUGUGAAGUCCCCAGAGACAAAAUGUGUUGCAGAGUCAGAGCCAGGAGGUGGGACUGACACUACAGAGGGUGGAGCUAAUGAGAAAAACAAAGAAAACCAUGAGAACACAAAAGCUGAAGCCAGUGACAGUGAGGCAUGUGAGCAAGAGGACGGAGUCACAGAGAAUGCCAACAUCGUGGAAGAGAAAGAAGAACAAGAGAAGGAUAUCAAAGAACAUAAACCUGGAGAACAAGAAAAAGAGACAGGGAUAAAUGAAAACAAAGAAAGUGAGGUAGAACAAGAAAAGAAGAGUAACAACGACCCUCACAGGAAAGAGAAUGAUUCCUGCAACAAAGAGGGACAACUUGAGGUAAAGCACAAAGAAGAGGACAAGAGAACAAAAGAAACUGAAGGCAAAACUAAAAAUAAAGAAGAUGAAAGAAAAACAAAAGAGAAAAAAGAGACUAAAGAUAUCAAGAACAAACCAGAAAAUCUGGGAAGAAAAAGUGGAAAAGCUCCAUCCUCUGCUCUCAGAGCCCCCACCAAGUCAUCUGCUCGACCCUCGGCCAGAAGAGAUGCCAUGGCCAAGUUUCAGAAGGACCAGACUCCAGGAGUCAGAAACUUUCAAGUCCAACGGACAUCUAUAGGUAUGACUGGUGGAGCAUCAAUUAAACAGAAAAUUCUGCAGUGGUGCAGGAACAAAACACAGAAGUAUGAGGGUGUCAACAUAGAAAACUUCUCUUCUUCCUGGAGUGAUGGCCUGGCUUUCUGUGCACUCGUUCAUCGCUUCUUUCCCUCUGCUUUUGACUUCUCCUCCCUCAAAGCAAGUGAACGGGAGAAGAAUUUCACUCUGGCCUUCAGUACAGCAGAAUCUCUUGCUGACUGCUGCCCCCUUUUGGAAGUGUCUGACAUGUUACUAAUGGGCAACAACCCAGAUCCUCUGUGUGUUUUUACCUAUGUACAGGCUCUCUGUCAUCACCUCUCAAAGACAGAGAAAGAGAGGAGGGAAAAAGAGAGCAUGGAGAAGGACAAAAACAAAGAAGAAGAUCAAGGGGUUUCUGAAGGUAAUGAAGAUGGAGAGAGGGAUGAGAUUAAACAAAAUGAGGAGACAGAGGAAAAUGGAUCAGCUUCUGACAGAAAGAUAGAACAAGAGACAGAUCAGAAUGAAAAUGUAAUAAAUGCAGGUGCUUUGAAUGAAAAAUAGAAAAACGACAUAAAUCAAAGAAAAAGGAAAGGGGAGAGUCAGAAUAAUUUUGUUGUCAUAAUCUGCUUUUUUGAAGGUAUGGAUAGUGAUGUUUGUGUCUAAUGUGGAUGAUGAAUGUGUUAUUCUUUGUUGAGUUGUUUGGGAUUGUAUAGGUAUUUCAUUAUACAGAUUUUCAUUUCCUCAAAUGCUUAAAAAUGUAUAGGCCUGAAAAUAUAAUAAAAGUCACA